CUCACGUCCACACCUCGCUAGGACAUCGGACCAUCAAAAGCCCCGGAAAUCUUAAAAUCUUGAGUUUUUUCACGGAAUGUCGCAGUUGUUGGACAAGGCGAAGAACUUUGUGGCGGAGAAGGUGGCCAACAUAAAGAAGCCAGAGGCUAGCGUUACGGACGUUGAUCUGAAACAUGUGACCCGUGAGUGUGUCGAAUAUAACGCUAAAGUCUCUGUCAGCAACCCCUAUAGCCAACCUCUCCCCAUUUGUCAGAUCUCUUACACUCUCAAAAGUGCUGGCAGGGCGAUUGCAUCAGGGACAAUACCAGACCCGGGUUCACUGAAGGCCAACGACACGACGAUGCUGGACCUGCCGGUGAAGGUGCCAUAUAACAUAUUGAUAAGCCUGGCAAGGGACAUCGGUGCAGACUGGGACAUUGAUUAUGAAUUGGAGGUGGGACUCACCAUUGAUCUUCCUCUCAUUGGAGACAUCACCAUCCCUCUCUCUCAGAAAGGAGAGAUCAAGCUUCCUACUCUCAAAGACAUAUUUUAAAUCAUGUUUUCGAGCGUUUUGCUCACCUUCCUUUUCUUGAAUCUCUGGUUAUGAUGGAACUUCAAAUGAAGUAUAUGUCACAAAUUAUUAUGCUCUUGAAUAUCUUUUGUCUUACUACUGAUCAAAA
Molecule: messenger RNA, 659 nt
Organism: Theobroma umbraticum
Lineage: Eukaryota; Viridiplantae; Streptophyta; Magnoliopsida; Malvales; Malvaceae
Product: late embryogenesis abundant protein Lea14-A
Biological process (GO): response to desiccation
Cellular component (GO): cytosol
Source: RefSeq, a predicted model, not a curated record